CAAAAUUUCUCUCUCCAUCUCUCUCAAACCAACUAACGCGCGAAAGCGGCGAAACGCCUCUCUCUUUCGUAACUCCUAUACCUAAUUCUCUCUCUCUAGAUCUCCUCUCCCACUCUCCCUCUCUCUCUCUCUCUCUCUCUCUCUCUCUCUCCCCGCCAAAUUGCUCCCCAAAACCAUCCAAUGGCUUCCUCCUCACCCUCCGUCCUCCCACUCACAACCACCCAAACAACCACAAUCGAAUCCCAGCCACCAAUCGCCACCCCAGCCUUCCGCGCCUUCAUCUCCCACAUAACCGACACGAUCCGCACCGGCCUCUCCCACCGCCGCCCCUGGACCGAGCUCGUCGACCGCUCCGCCUUCUCCAAGCCCGAAUCCCUCUCCGAAUCCACCCUCCGCAUCCGCAAGAACUACGCCUACUUCCGCGUCAACUACCUCUCCUGCCUCGCCGCCGUCCUCGCCGUCUCUCUCCUCACCAAUCCCUUCGCCCUCCUCCUCCUUCUCGCCCUCCUCGCCGCCUGGCUCUUCCUCUACCUCUUCCGCCCCUCCGAUCCCCCGCUCGUCAUCUUCGGCCGCACGUUUUCCGAACGAGAAACGCUAGGUAUGUUGAUUGUAUCCAGCAUUGUAGUGAUCUUCCUCACCAGCGUUGGAUCUGUUCUGAUCUCCGCUCUCAUGGUUGGAAUCGCCAUAGUUUGCGCUCAUGGUGCAUUUAGGGUUCCAGAAGACCUCUUUUUAGACGAUCAGGAAACGGCGGCACCCGGAUUCCUCUCCUUCCUCACCGCUUCCGCCACAAAUACCGCGGCUUCUGCCGCCACCGUGGUGGCAACACGUGUCUGAGGGGAUCAUAUCAUAGCAAUGAUGGUUUGGCUAACCUCGUAGUCGUUUCAAUCGACUUUAUGCAUUUUAGUGAAGAAAAAAAGUUAUAAUGAACAGAUUUGGAGUAACUCGGGGCUCUCCAUAUGUCUAGAUCUGGUAUAUUAUAUCGUGUUUCUUCAAGAAAUGUAGCUAUCCUUUUGUUUUAUGUGUAUUAGGAAAAAGUAAUACAUUGGACGCACAUGGAUGUUACGGAUUCGGUCGGUCACAUAUGUGUUUAGAAGUGUUCAAUGCAUGUGAGUUGGUUACAGAUCUACGGUAAAUGUGGAGCCUACACUUACGGAAGGUUUUGAAUUCAUCUGUAAGAAUUUAUUCAUACCGAUAUGUGUUAUUCGUAUUUUUGAUUAGGCAAAGUAAGCAUUUAUAUUGAAUUAUUUUGUUCAUUCAUUAUCGUAAAUCCACACUGAAAUGAGUUUUAUCA
This is a messenger RNA of Rhododendron vialii, 1291 nucleotides long. Its product is annotated as PRA1 family protein B4-like. The record is from RefSeq and is a predicted model, not a curated record. Gene Ontology annotation, biological process: vesicle-mediated transport. The coding region runs from base 181 to 834 and encodes 217 amino acids. Lineage: Eukaryota; Viridiplantae; Streptophyta; Magnoliopsida; Ericales; Ericaceae. Gene Ontology annotation, cellular component: Golgi apparatus; endoplasmic reticulum. The transcript has 2 exons.